Molecule: messenger RNA, 1092 nt
Organism: Branchiostoma belcheri (Belcher's lancelet)
Lineage: Eukaryota; Metazoa; Chordata; Leptocardii; Amphioxiformes; Branchiostomatidae
Exons: 7
Source: RefSeq, a predicted model, not a curated record
UUUCAGAGCCUGACCCUGUUGAUCUGAGCUGGCCGGAGCUUUUCACUGAACUGGAUGUGAAGACGUACUACCCACUGGAAGCAUUUAAGGCUAAAAUUCAGGACGCGGAUGCCCAGUUGGGGCGUCUAGACUUUACGGGAAUCGACCAGCUGUCUGACAGCGCCUUCCGAGUGUUGUACAGCGCCCUCUGCCAGUUCAGUGGGAAACUGCAGGCCGUGGACUGUGGAGGCUGCACUCACCUGACAGAUGCAGGUGUCUACUGGCUGGCCAGGUGUGGCCAGGUGGGAGGUGGACUCCAGGAGGUCAUCCUGAAGGGCUGCCGACAGGUAACAGAAGCCUCCAUCCUACACCUUCUGGAGCACAACCCUGGUCUGUCCCUUCUGGACAUGAGCUUCACCUCUGUCUCCUCCCUAUCUGUGUUCAUGGAGAAAAAGUGUCAACCAGGAGGAAGGCUACAGGUGGACUUUACAGGCUGUCCGCUCGUCACUCCUCCCGCAAGCCAGGCCAAGAGUUUGGAGUCGUUUGAAGACAUCUUAAGCUUCUUCGAAGGUUCAUCAAAUAAGAAAGGAGCUCAGAAGGCAUCCCACUCCAGGACCUCUGACCCCAGAGUUGUCCUGGUAGGAGACCACACUCCAGCCACGGCACAACUGUUGGUGUCUCUCCUGCCAAAAGUCUCCAAACUGUCCAACCCGCCGCUGCCAGGGCAGAUCGAGAUGUACCAGGACUGUGUACUGCAGCAGGGGGGAAACAAGCGGUCAUUUGACAUCGUUUAUUGCACUCCUGAAGAGCUGAACAGUGCCCUGUUUGUGACUGAGGGAACUGUAUUUGUGGUGCUCAGCAAUGGGAAGAACACAUGCACAAGGGGCGCAGACAUCAUCAAGGGCAUUCGUGCAAAGGUCCCCAAAGCACCCUGCCUCUUGGCCGAGUUGUCUGGAGAAGAUCAGACAUCAACACUAGACAUGACUUCAGCAGUGGAGCUGGUCCAAGGGGCAGUCCACACAAUGGAAGAGAGUAUAGCAGGCAUGGACUUCAACAGUCAGUGCAACUUGCAAGAGUUGCCAACAGAUGGUGGACAUGAAACAGGCAGUCAAG